GUCCCCGGGCCACCCAGACCCAUGCCUCGCCCCGCGGCACGCCACCAUGCUGUACGUGAGUGACCCCACACAGCGCUUCUCCACGUCCCAGUUCGAUUUGCUGAGCAGCACCAUGGACCAGAUGAGCAGCCGCGCGGCCUCGGCCAGCCCCUACACCCCGGAGCACGCGGCCAGCGUGCCCACCCACUCGCCCUACGCGCAGCCCAGCUCCACCUUCGACACCAUGUCGCCCGCGCCCGUCAUCCCGUCCAACGCCGACUACCCCGGCCCCCACCACUUCGAGGUCACCUUCCAGCAAUCCAGCACGGCCAAGUCGGCCACCUGGACGUACUCCCCGCUGUUGAAGAAACUCUACUGCCAGAUUGCCAAGACCUGCCCCAUCCAGAUCAAGGUGUCCACGCCGCCACCCCCAGGCACCGCCAUCCGUGCCAUGCCCGUCUACAAGAAGGCGGAGCAUGUCACCGAGGUGGUGAAACGCUGCCCCAACCACGAGCUCGGAAGGGACUUCAAUGAAGGACAGUCUGCACCAGCCAGCCACCUCAUCCGUGUGGAAGGCAACAACCUGUCCCAGUAUGUGGAUGACCCCGUGACCGGCAGGCAGAGCGUCAUGGUGCCCUACGAACCCCCCCAGGUGGGCACAGAAUUCACCACCAUCCUCUACAACUUCAUGUGCAACAGCAGCUGCGUGGGGGGCAUGAACCGAAGGCCCAUCCUCAUCAUCAUCACCCUGGAGACCCGAGAUGGGCAGGUGCUGGGCCGCAGGUCCUUUGAGGGCCGCAUCUGUGCCUGUCCGGGCCGAGACCGCAAGGCCGACGAGGACCAUUACCGGGAGCAGCAGGCGCUGACCGAGAGCGCCACCAAGAACGGGGCCGCCAGCAAGCGCGCCUUCAAGCAGAGCCCUCCUGCCAUUCCUGCGCUCGGCACCAACGUGAAGAAGAGGCGGCACGGGGAUGAGGACAUGUACUACCUGCACGUGCGGGGCCGGGAGAACUUUGAGAUCCUGAUGAAGGUCAAGGAGAGCCUGGAGCUCAUGGAGCUGGUGCCUCAGCCGCUGGUGGACUCCUACAGGCAGCAGCAGCAGCUCCUGCAGAGGCCGAGCCAUCUGCAGCCCACGACCUAUGGGCCAGUGCUGUCCCCAGCGAACAAAGUGCAUGGGGGCGUGAACAAGCUGCCCUCUGUCACCCAGCUGGUGGGCCAGCCUCCCCCGCACGGCUCAGCGCCAGGGCCCAGCCUGGGUCCCAUGGGCGCCGGGAUGCUCACCCACCACGGCCAGGCACUGCCAGCCAACAGCGAGAUGAACGGUGCCCACAGCUCCCAGACUAUGGUCUCGGGGUCCCACUGCACCCCACCACCUCCCUACCAUGCUGACCCCAGCCUGGUCAGCUUCCUGAAUGGACUGGGGUGCCCCAACUGCAUUGAGUACUUCACCUCCCAGGGGCUACAGAACAUCUACCACCUGCAGAACCUGACCAUAGAGGACCUGGGGGCCCUGAAGAUCCCGGACCAGUACCGGAUGACCAUCUGGCGGGGCCUGCAGGACCUGAAGCAGGGCCCCGACUAUGGGGCGGCGCAGCAGCUCAUCCGCUCCAGCAGCAACGCGGCCACCAUCUCCAUCGGCAGCUCAGGCGAGCUGCAGCGCCAGCGCGUCAUGGAGGCCGUGCACUUCCGCGUGCGCCACACCAUCACCAUCCCCAACCGUGGCCCCGCUGUGCCUGAUGAGUGGGCCGACUUUGGCUUCGACCUGCCCGACUGCCGGCCCCGCAAGCAGCCCAUCAAGGAGGAACUCACGGAGAGCGAAGUCCACUGAGGGGCGUGCA
Molecule: messenger RNA, 1817 nt
Organism: Sorex fumeus (smoky shrew)
Lineage: Eukaryota; Metazoa; Chordata; Mammalia; Eulipotyphla; Soricidae
Gene: TP73
Product: tumor protein p73
Exons: 12
Coding region: 47-1807 (586 amino acids)
Biological process (GO): regulation of transcription by RNA polymerase II; protein tetramerization; apoptotic process
Cellular component (GO): nucleus
Molecular function (GO): protein binding; DNA-binding transcription factor activity, RNA polymerase II-specific; RNA polymerase II cis-regulatory region sequence-specific DNA binding
Source: RefSeq, a predicted model, not a curated record